AGCUGUUAUCUCAACCACCGGAAAGCAAAGAUCUUUGGAUCCGAAGAUCUUCGCCAUGCAUUCGCCAUCGGCGACCACAUGACGAUACGACAAUACCGAAGAAGGUAAUAACAACCAUAUCAUCGAUACUUCUAGCUAUAUAUACAUGUACAUAGCUAGCUAUAGCUCCUAGCUACCGGUCGGCAGUAUUGUUCUUCCAGAGACUUUGGAAGAGAGAACGCGCGAUCUUAGCUAGUAGCGAGUCUUCUGAGAAAAAGCCUCGCAAUGGCCAGUUUUGCCGCAACAAAUGGCAAUGCGACUUCUACCGUCAUUCCCAAGGCCAUGACGGUGUUGGGUCCUGUGGAAGAAUUAGGCGAUGUUUUGAUGAAAGAACCCUUGAUUUGCGACCCUGCCCUCCGCAUGACAGGACCCGCCAGUGGAACGGCUCUUGUCUGGGAUGAUCUCGCCCACAUUCGUGCCAAUCCGUUUGUGAAUGCCAGCAACAUGACCUUGUCGUCCGUUCCCGAUGCCGUCCACGAACUCACCAAUAAGGGCCACUGUGGAGAUACCCUCUUGGAUACUACUUCGGUGGAUGGAGGACGAGAUUUCGUCAAGGCUCGCAUCAUUAGUCAGCAGACGGGAAAACACAUUAUUUUGGGAACCACACCCACCACAAGCACAACAGAUGUGGAUGCCGUACAAGCUUCCAAACGGGACAUUGAUCGAAUGGAGCAGGAAUUGAUCUAUGGAGUGGAACAACAACAACAAUCACAACAAGACCAAUCGGAACCACUCCUGGUCCGAGCGGGAUUUAUUGGAGAAUUGCACAUUACCGACUUGAAUGAUCCAUCGCAAGAACGACAACUCCAUGCUUGCGCCGUCGUACAACACACCACCGGGGCGCCCUUUCUCUUGGACGUUCCUUCCCAACAUGUCGAAUCGGCACUCGAUCAAAUCGAACGGUGUGGAGGAGACUUGUCACGGACGGUACUGACGCGGGCGGAUUUGUAUUACCGCCACGACAUGACAUUGUUGUGCCGGCUGCUAGACCGUGGAGUCUGUCUCUGUUUCGAUCACUGUGCCGUGGCAUCGGCCAUUUGGGAUUUGGAUGGCAUCUAUCCCAGUGUCCAACAAGUAGCACAACUCAUUGAUACCUUACUCAAACUCAAACCAGACCAAUACAUCCAUCAAAUUGUUCUCUCCAGUGGAAUCUUUAUGAAACUACAAUACACCAAAUAUGGGGGCGUUGGGUACACGGCCAUCCUGGAGCAUCUCGUUCCACGGCUCCAAGCACAACAACAACAACAACAACAACCAGCAGUCAUUGAUAUACUCUUGAGAGCCAAUCCGAAACGAUUGCUGUGCUGGUGGACGCCUCCGCCUCCCAAGGAAGUGCCGAAAGAGUACAUUCCUUGUUCCGUCUGCAAAAAGAUGUUUGAACCCAUUCUGGGUGAAUACUACACCAAGUAUUCCUUCACAUACUGUGGGACGGAUUGUCUAAGGAAACACCGCAAAGUGGGGUUCAAAGGGAUUUAGAAUUUAAUAUUCGAUCAUGUAUGCUCUUGGGCAAACGAUAUAUUUAGAAGUGAAGGACUUGCUUUGACAGGCAAAUCAAUGGCUAGCGACUUCAUCAUCUGAGUGAUUUUUUGGAGGUGGUACAUAUACCACCUUUCAGCUGUACUAGCCCAACUCCACAACUAUUCCCGACCCAACCUCUGACAAUACUCCAGGAUGAAAAUGCGACCCAAGUGAAGGACUCACUUUCACUUGAGGAGGCGACUUGACUCUCCACGCAGUUGUGUGAAGCUGAUCUUUCCCACUGAGCCAAAUGCUAGCUAGAGGUGCUACUAGUAUUUUGUUUUGACAUUUUUAACUAUGCAAUUUAGGGACUUCCUGUAGUGUCUCCUCUUCUCAUCAGAUAG
Messenger RNA from Seminavis robusta, 1901 nucleotides. The record is from the annotation of a GenBank genome assembly. Lineage: Eukaryota; Bacillariophyta; Bacillariophyceae; Naviculales; Naviculaceae.